AGAAUCUCAUCCUGAAUGUAUCAUAGCCUUACAGAUACCCUGUUGCAGGUUACAGCAAACUUUGUACUCCCAGAUCCUAACAUAUAAUGUUAUUUUUAUAAAAGAACACAACUCUGUAAUCAUAAAUGAAGUUAUUGUUACACAAUAUGAAGGGAUAGUUUGCUUGGCAGAAACACCAUAUUUACAUGAGGAGAAGGGGAAAGCAUUUGCUCAUACACACUCCACUGUUCUAAGAAUGUAUGUUUUAAGUUUUCUAAUACUUUGAAAUGGUCAUAGUAUUUGUCUGUUCAGCUUAACAGUAUAAUUAUGGUGAGUCUUUUUCAUAGUAGAAUUUUUACUUAUUAGUAAAGCCUGUUUUUAUAGGCUUAAAAGGUCUUUCUGAUAUUAUAAAGUCUGUAAGGGAAUACCUUGUUAUCUUUCUUAUAUCAGUCAUACAAAAUCUAACUUGCAUUGUUUUUCCUUGUUGACAGAAAAGCAGAUUUCCAGUUUAGAGUUCAUGUCAUCCUCCUUCCUGUGAAAAUAAUAUGAACCUGAAAGUGUUACUUUUCCUUCUCCCAAAUUUUAUUUUUGGGAUCUUUCUUUUUGGCUUUUUUUGUAAGAGACAAAAACCCCUAACAGGUGUUUUUCCUGAUCCCACUGAAGACUGGCUGGCAAUUCAGAAUGAUCGCAAAAGCACACUGGCUUCUCUCUGCCUAAAGAACGGCCUCCUCAAAUUAAGAAGUAAAUUGGAUUCUCAUGUCGCAAGCCAGCUCUUUGUGGAGCACAAACAUAAAUUUAUCUACUGUGAGGUGCCCAAGGUAGGCUGCUCCAACUGGAAGAGAACUAUUUUUAUUCUCCAAGCAAACUUAAAUGCUGAAGCUUCUGAAAUUGAGCAUGACCACAUCCACCAAACCUCGCUGAUCAAGAAGCUGGUGGCAUACCCUCCUGCCAUACAAAAAGAAUUUCUGAACAACUACACCAAAGUGAUGUUCACCAGACAUCCCUUGGAACGCCUGGUUUCAGCUUACAGAGACAAACUUCUUCACUCUGAGCCAUUCUACAGUAUCACUGUGGCUAAUGAGAUUAGGGCCAUGUUCAGGAAAGACAAAAAUUCAUCUGAAAAAGUGAGUUUUCAGGAGUUUGUCAAUUUCAUUGUAGCAAAACCACCAAACAGUCUUGACAUCCACUGGAAACCAAUGUUUCUGCUCUGUGAUCCUUGCAACAUUCACUAUGAUAUUCUGGGUAAGUAUGAAACUCUUAGCUUAGAUUCUGAGCAUGUUCUGACGGUCAUUGGAGCACCAAAGAGCCUGCACUUCCCCAGCUUGAAGAGGUACGGCUCAGAGAAACGAACUAAUGGUGAUAUCACCUUGGAGUACCUCAGACAAUUGAACUCAGAACAAAUUGAGAAGAUCAAAAAAUUGUAUCAAAUGGAUUUUUUCUUGUUCAACUAUACUAUGGACUAUGAGGAUUAUUUUUCCCUGAAUGACUAAUGUAGGUUAAACAAAGAACAGUUUCCUCUGUACAAAACGGGCCGAACCUGUCCUCACAGGUGCUUGAUAUGUGGAUUGUUGACUGACUGCUGCUGAGAUUCUACUGGUGUUUGGUGAUGUGGUUAAUCAUCCUAAGCACUCUUAUAACAAAUCCCUGCCAUGAUCUGUUGUACUGUACAGUACUUUACCUAUAUGAAAUUAUUGUCUUCCUGUUGAUCAUUAAUGAGUAUGUUUGGUUCAUGAAGACUGUUUAUAAAUAAUAGAUUUUUGCCUGUUGGUAAGAGGGGAAGGGUGGAGAGUGUUGAUUUCCACAACAAAUAUUUUUAGGACAUAAUUUUUUUUACAUUAAGGACUUCAAUAUUUUAUUAGAAAAAGACAUAAGAAGCAAUAAACUAUCUUCUUUAGAGUCAAACCACUCGUCUGCAAGAGCCUCAAUCAUGAAUCCUGUAGAAAAGAAGCAAAUAACUUCAGAUGCUGGAAGCUACAUUGCACAGAAUUUAAUGUCUGAUUAUAUUCCCUUUUAGCAGUGCUGUCACCACAGCCCACCAGCCUCAUCUCUCAAGCAGCUUGGUUGGCAGCAAUCCAGCCAGGGUUUCCCUUUUAUCUCUUCAAAAUCUUCUGAUGAGCAGCAGGUCUGGUGUUCCUGGUGACUUUGCCCUCUUUUCACCAUAUUUGUGAGCAUUAUGGUCUGAUGUAAGAGGGAAGGCCUGAAAAAAUACAUCUUUUCUUUUGAGAAGUAGGUAGAUGUGCCCCUAAACUGUGCCACUCAGGUGGUGCAGGAUUUAAACCUUCAGUGGAAAGGUGACUCUUACCUAUUCUCCAAAAGCAUUUACCACCCUGUAAACCGGCUGGGCAGUCAGCACAGGCGGGACAAUAUUUGGGCUUUCCCCAUUUGUGCCUGCUGGAGCCCAUGAGCCCUUGGGACUGGGCUGAGCAUGGCAGUUAGGUGGAGCUGGGUAACUUCAGGUAAUACAUUUGUUCUGCUUGCUGCUUUCUCACCUCGAAGGAGAUUGAGUGCAAAGAAAUUGAUUGUAGUAUUAUGGUAAGGGGAGCAAUGAAGCAUGUGUGAGAAGCAACUCAAGCCAUUAUCCACUUCUUAUAUUCCUACGUGGCUUUAGUUUUAGAUCUGUAACUGCUAUUAAGUAAAAGACUUGCUCCAUUUUUUUGAAAAUCAACUGCCUAGUCACACUGGAAAUUAAUUUGUGACCAUAUUAAUUGUAGCCAGUUUUAGAAAUUAAUGAGUAUUACCAUCACCUUUAGGGGAUGUCAGUCUCUCAGGAGCCACCUUAAAUAUCUCUCAAAUGCACUUAGUUCCUAUCAGCUCUAUCUGCAAAUGUACAAAGGCUGUCAGGCAAGUCUUGGAUCCAGAGUUGGCUCACAGCUUCUCAACACAUAGAAAAUGACAGGGACAAAACAGCUUAAUCACACUGCAGCCACCAAUCUGUACAGCCUUUGCUGCCAGCAGCGUGGCCAAGGGAGAGGGAAAAGGAGGCUGAGAAAAACGGAUGCAAAGGGAUUUGAGUCACGAGGGUUGUGAAGACAGCUUCCAGCACAAGGUGGUCUAUCUCAGAGGGAAGAUGCAGUGAUAUAUUGAACAUCAGCUGGAGACACUGAUGGGACCAUAGUGUCAGUAGGAAGCAGAGGGAGAAGCUUGCUACAUCCCUCCUUGAUGGCAGAUGGCAUACAAAGCCAGGACUACUGCUCAGUACAUCUGGCAGCUCUUGCGUGGCUGACUAUUCUACAAAUGGGGCAGCUUUGCACAGGGAGAGAUCCAAAGUGAAAAGGCCAAGCAAGAA
This is a messenger RNA of Neopsephotus bourkii (Bourke's parrot), 3265 nucleotides long. Its product is annotated as carbohydrate sulfotransferase 9-like. The transcript is spliced from 2 exons. The record is from RefSeq and is a predicted model, not a curated record. Bases 525 to 1469 code for a protein of 314 amino acids. Gene Ontology annotation, biological process: proteoglycan biosynthetic process; carbohydrate biosynthetic process. Gene Ontology annotation, cellular component: membrane. NCBI's taxonomy places the organism in Eukaryota, Metazoa, Chordata, Aves, Psittaciformes, Psittacidae. Gene Ontology annotation, molecular function: sulfotransferase activity.